Molecule: messenger RNA, 1723 nt
Organism: Serpula lacrymans var. lacrymans S7.9
Lineage: Eukaryota; Fungi; Basidiomycota; Agaricomycetes; Boletales; Serpulaceae
Exons: 4
Coding region: 40-1548 (502 amino acids)
Cellular component (GO): mitochondrion
Source: RefSeq, a predicted model, not a curated record
CUAGCAGCUGAGGCUGUAGGCGCGGAUGCCGUCACAGAUAUGGUCAAAAUCAAUGAAUCCCUGAACAGGGUAUUCCUCCUUCGUUUCAACAAUGGCUGCGAAGCUAUUGCGCGUUUUCCUACGUCGCUUGCAGGGCCUUCCCACUUCACAACUGCAAGCGAGGUCGCCACGAUUGACUUCUUGCGCCGCCGACUGGGAUUCCCAAUACCAGCAGUCCUCGCAUGGAACUCUCGUGCCGAGAGCACGGAUGUUGGCGCCGAAUUCAUUUUAAUGGAGAAAGCCUCUGGGUGCCUCCUUUCGGACGUUUUGGGUGAUCUGCCCAGAGCUGAACGAGGCAUGUUCGCUAAGACUCUGGGCGAGUGCGAGCGUCAGCUACUAGAGCUCAAAUUUACCCACUACGGCAGCUUGUACUACAAGGAUGAUAUUCCCGCUCCAUUGCGUGCCCCCACAUUACUCGAAGGGAUCUCUCCAGACGACGAGUUGAACUCCAUAUUCUGCAUUGGGCCCAUUGCACGCAGGGACUUUUGGGAGGCUGAACGCGGGAGCAUGAAUAUAGAUAGAGGCCCUUGGCACACUGCAGAGGACUACAUGACAGCCGUCGCGCGUAGAGAGCAAGAUUGGAUACAUAGCUUCAGCACGUUGCAUAUCCUCGACGACCCGAACCGUAUCCUCCCUGGCCAAGGCAGUCGCGACGACCAUGUGGCAUUGUUAUCCGUCUUCACCACGCUUGUCCCCAUCCUCGUCCCAUGUCUCCAUGAACAAGCAAGACCCGUCAUGUGGCACCCCGAUCUGCAUGCUUCGAAUAUCUUCGUCGAAUACUCCGAAGAGCAGGGCACGAUUUCUCCCACAAUCCCACUUACGAUUUCGUCAAUCAUUGAUUGGCAGGGGACGUGGAUUGGACCAGCAUUUUUGCAGCUCCAGGUUCCGCCCCUGUAUCGCAUGGAUGGUGUGCCACCCGGUCGCCAGCUACCUGUGCUUCCCGAAAACUUUGAGGAGCUUUGUGCCAGCGAAAAGGCAGAGGUGGAGGAGAGCCACAAGCGCCGUAUUCACCACAAGUUGUUUGAACUUGCUGCGUUCCCGCUGCCAAUAUUCAAUAUGAAGGCUCGUCAAGAGCGGAUUUAUCUCGAGGACCUUGCUCAAGUGACAUGGAAAUACGGUCUGAUACCCUUUCGGAUGGCGUUGUUUCAUAUUUACCAGCUUUGGGAAGACAUUAUUCCUGAAAGCACAUGUCCCGUGGAAUACUCUUCCGAGGAGUUGGAUGACCUUGAAGCUCAUCAUACUAUGUGGUUACGACAUCGCGAAAUGUUGGAAGAUUUGGACCGAACAUUCAAUUUGGGCGAGUUUGGUUAUAUCAAGGGUGACCUUGAUCAGUUUGAGAAGGUUCGGUUAGCCGUAGAACAGAAGAAACUGGAGUAUAUUGAGUGUGGAAAGGAUGAUGAGGCAAAGAGAGUAAGAGCUCUUUUGUGGCCAUACCGAGAUACAUUGCGAGACCACGACAUCACUACACCGUUGGUUUUACCGUCUGAAUCACAAGCUACUCGGCUGUAAUUUUAUUGACCUCCGUUCGAGAGAGGAGGGGGAACUUGAUGAAAUCCUUAUAUUUGCAUCAGUAUUCAAAGUUAGCUACUUCAAAGGCACCGCUUUCCUCGCACAAUCGUCCUAACUUGCCAAACAGAUGGCCAUAUGACAGAGUUCAUAAAGCUCGAUCUCGAGAUGAUCAGCG